This is a messenger RNA of Cajanus cajan (pigeon pea), 315 nucleotides long. NCBI's taxonomy places the organism in Eukaryota, Viridiplantae, Streptophyta, Magnoliopsida, Fabales, Fabaceae. The record is from RefSeq and is a predicted model, not a curated record.
AUGCUUAGGUCUUUUGUUGGGAAAAUAGAAAAGGGUGUUUCACUCUUUGCACACAGAAGAUCCUCAUUGCGGUACUUGAAUGAAGCCACAAGUGAGGUGCCAGAUGAUGUAAGGGAAGGAUAUUUUGCUGUUCUUGCAACCAAGGGUGGAGAAUCCAAAAGGUUCAUAGUCGGGUUGCAUUACUUGAAUGAUCCUGCUUUCUUGGGAUUGUUGGAUCAAGCUCGGGAAGAGUUUGGUUUCAGGCAAAAGGGUGCACUUGCAAUCCCUUGUCAGCCCCAAGAAUUACAGAAGAUUCUAGACGGUCGCAGAAUGUAA